AUGGGCUUGGGGCAAGGAGACCUGGUGCCGUACUGGGCCUUAAAGAAGGACCAGUACGGCAAGAGCUUCGUCGGCAGGAGCAAACAAGUUCGUAAUAGUGAUGAAAUUCCCUGGCUCACUCUGAGGGCAGCGAACGGACUUAACCUCCCGUGGGUAGGGUACAUGGUGGCCGACUUUGAAAUCCAUGGGGUCCGGGUACCUGCACGUGGCAUUGUAGUGGCUAAGGACGAGUGUAUUGGAGCAGACAAAGCCAUCCUAGGGAUGAACGUGAUUACUGACUGUUGGGAAGAACUUUUCGCGCAGUACAAGGCCUCCCCCAAACACUCGACGCCACCACUGAGCAGGGAAUGGAACACUGUUUUUAUCGACUGUCAACGCAUCCGUGCUGCCUCUGCUGCAGAGCCAUGGCAAGCUACAGCUAGAUUAGCCAGUCGUACUCCUGUAACCAUACCCGCACAAAGUGAAAUGACUGUUUGGGCCAAAAUCCCACGGCCCUCUUCAAACCAGCCAGGCUGUGCGCUGGUAGAACCCCUUGGGGAAGAUGGAGGAGUUGGGGUGGCCAGAGCAUUAGUGACUGUGAGAAAGGCGCGCAUUCCAGUGAGGGUUAGGAAUGUCCAUCCGUAUGCUCUAACACUCAGCAGGUUCCAGAGGCUGGCAACUGUCUCGGCCGUCAACCCUGACGCGGUGCGGGAUGGGAAGGAGCUCUCCAUUCUGAAUGUGGGUCCUGGAGUCGUGGAGGUUAAUCUGGUCGACACUGCUGAUCCGGACAAACCAGAGGUGAAUGAGACAACUAAUGCCCUUCCCCUCUCUAAAGGAGAUGGACUCACAGAUGACCGGGAAUUGGCCGGAGAAGAGAGACUGGUUGGGGCAGUAGAGACUAUGUCUAUGGACUCUCCGCCCAAUAGCUGGAGGUGGGACCCAGUGCGCUGGAGAAGUCUACAAAAUGAAGACCCCGACUUACAAAGCAUAAAGGAGCACGUUGAAAGAGGCUCCACCCCGAACGCCCAAAUUAUAGUGUGCGUCCUGAAGGAAGAGAUGGCCCUGAACGAGUCAUCCAUCGCAACAACUUGA
Molecule: messenger RNA, 1071 nt
Organism: Knipowitschia caucasica
Lineage: Eukaryota; Metazoa; Chordata; Actinopteri; Gobiiformes; Gobiidae
Source: the annotation of a GenBank genome assembly